Molecule: messenger RNA, 4781 nt
Organism: Solea senegalensis (Senegalese sole)
Lineage: Eukaryota; Metazoa; Chordata; Actinopteri; Pleuronectiformes; Soleidae
Gene: gon4lb
Product: gon-4 like b
Exons: 28
Coding region: 38-4711 (1557 amino acids)
Biological process (GO): regulation of DNA-templated transcription
Cellular component (GO): nucleus
Molecular function (GO): transcription coregulator activity
Source: RefSeq, a predicted model, not a curated record
CGGAGCUAACAGCAGAGCUAACAGUAACGUCGUGCUGAUGGCGGCUCAUUUCUCUUUAAAGUGGGCGGAGCUGAGGCGUCCACGAGGACAUGACAUCUGUCCUGUCCAGAGAAAGUUACUGAGGAUGGACAGGAAGUCAGCGUCGGGAAGUCCCUCAGUGAAGAUGUCACAGGUGGGCGAAGUGACAGGGGAGGAGUCUGUUUCCCAGGAGACGAGCGAGUCCAGUGAUGAUGAACUGGGACGACUGGACAUCGAUCUGGACAGGAAGUCCAGACAACUCAACCUGACCAGAGGCAACGUUCGUGCCAUCCUGCACGAGGUCAUCACUCAUGAACACGUCGUCCAGAUGAUGAAAACUACGAUCAGAGAAACUCAAGAUCUACCUCUGUUUGAACCUAAGAUGACUCGGUCCAGACUGAAACAGGUGGUCCAGGAGAAACAGCCACUGAACUGGACCUUGACGACACUGAACACAGAGAGAGACAAGCCUCCUCAGUUUGUGGACAUUGACCUUGAGGAUGAUGAGGAUUCGUCUGAUGAAGAGUAUUGUCCUGAUGAUGAUGAUGAUGAUGAAGAGGAGGAGGGGGGGGACACUGCUGAGGAGAGAUCUCCAGGUCACCUGACCUCCAGCUGUGCUCCCAGUGAAACUUCCUUCUUAGAGAGGCUCAACGCUGUGGAGGAGGAGUUGGACUGUGGCCCCGCCUACACCUUCAAUCAGUCUCUGGACAGAGAAGCUGAUGAAGAUGAUGACGAUGAUGAUGAUGAAGACGACGGGGGUCUGGCGUUCCGUACGCGCUCCAAAUUUCGCCUGGUAAACGUUCCUCUGGGUCAGCUGGAGGCGGAGCUUCUUGCCCCUGACAUCACUGCUGACAUGUAUGAUGUGAGCACGCUCCAGCAGGAGGAGGACCGUCAUUGGUCCAAGUGGCUGCAGGGUCUCAUGGCUCCUGAUAACGAAGAUGAAGCUGAUGAUGAGGACGACCCUGAAUACAACUUCCUGGACGACAUGGACGAACCUGACAUGGAAGACUACAGGACAGACCGCGCCGUCCAGAUCACCAAGCGAGAGGUCAACAAGCUGCUGGACGAGCUCUUUGACACGCUCCAGGGGGAGGAGGAGGAGCAGCAGCAAGAGGAGGAGCAAGAGGAGAAGGAGACCUCAUCACAGGCUGGGCCUCAAUUUAACGUCCCCCAGGUUUUACACUUUCAGGCACCGUUAGCAGGGAUGCUAAGUGAGCGACGGCGAACUUUUAAAAAACAGUAUGAGGCUCUGCAGCACAGGAAGGCCCUUCAGGACACCACCAACCAUCACCAUGACAACAAGCCCCACCCACAAGUCAACACCACAAUGCCCAUCCUACUACUGCCGAGCCUAGCUUGUCCCGCCCUCCACCUGGACCACGCCCAGAAACUGCAGCUCCAGCAGCAGCUGCAGCAGCAUGUGCAGCUGCUGACUCAAGUUCACCUGCUGAGUCAUCACAUCAUCACCCUGAGCAACGAGGCCCACGUCACCAAACAUUACCUGGAGGAGCUGCAGCACUUUGCUGUCCGCCAGGAGGAAGUGUAUGUGAACAGCAGUUUCAGAGCGUGUAACCUCCAGGGGGCGCUGGCUCUCCUGCAGGAGGUGGAGCAGAGGGUGGAGCAGAGGGCAGGGCCUCCCACUGACCCCAAGCGCUGGCUCCCAUCGAUGAGUCCAGUCACCAGCAGCCACGCCUUCCCUCUGCUGCCCGCCAACAUCGCUUGGCUCUUUGCCACCCGAUCAGUCUUCCUCUACCCUGAACUACUUCCUGUGUGCAGCCUGGACCCCGCCCUCCACAGCCAACACCACAGGAGUAUUUACACAGCAGGAGAGGACGGGCUGAUCGUCCUAGGUCUGAAGCACUUUGAGGGGGUGGUCCAACCAGAUCAGCUGAUCAGCUCUUACCUGCUGUGUAAGGAUCGAUGGAGUGUCAAGAAGCACAUCAAAGAGAUGAGAGGCCGCAAAGCUCCGCCCACCAACAUUAUCAAGAUGUUCCUGGUGAAUCGUGUCCCACCGUUGCCACUCGUCUUCAGCAAAAUUCAUCCUGGAGACCAGCGUCCUCCAGUGGACAGAAACAUCUCUAACAUGCCCAACUGGCUGAAGAACAGUCAACAGAUCAUCCAAAAAACUCGACAAGGCUCCGCCCCUUACCCGGCCUCCCUCCCUCCAGGUUGCACACUCAGGCUCCACCCCUAUUAUCUCAACAAGAUGGCACGCCCACCUCCCCCACGCUGCACACGCCUCUUUUCUCUGGCCCACAAUGCAUCUCUGCUACCACUCGCCAAAGCCCCGGCAGACAGACAGGUGGACAAACAGGUGGAGAGACAGGUGGACACUGACUCAGUAGGUCAUCCAGUGACACCGCCCCCAGUCAGUGGCUCCGCCCCAUUGUCUGUUGUUCAUCCAGUCUCCUCCUACCACAUUUGUGCUGACAUUACACAGACUGCCCCCUCCCUACUCCCCCUCCCUGACACUUCAGCUCCCAUCAUGCCUUGCUCUGCUGCCACCAUAAAGCCAAGCUACUUCCUGCUUAAGGUUUUGAUGCCCCUAGCUCCGCCCACAGCCUACUCAAGACCUGCUCAAGAGGAGCUCCUCCCCCCCAGUGAGGAGGGGGAGGAGCAUGGGGAGGGUAAGACACUUGUGGGUGUGGUCAGUUUGAAUGGAGGAGACAACAUUGGUGAGGAAGAGCAAGAAAGUCCAGGAGGAGGUGGGGAGGAGGAAACGGGAGGCGGGGACAAUGGCUGGCAGAGAGGGGAGGGGGAGGGGGGCCGUGAGGAGGAGGGAGAAGGGGAGGAUGCUGGAGGAGAGAGGGGGGAGGAGGAAGAGGAGGAGGGAGAGAAGGACAAGGAUGAAGACCAGGAUGAAGAAGAUGAGGAGGAGGAAGAGGAAGAAGACUUUGAUGACCUCACUCAAGAUGAAGAAGAGGAGGAAGUGAUGUCAUCAGCAUCAGAGGAGUCAGUGCUGUCUGUUCCAGAGUUACAGGAGACCAUGAAGCAGCUGACGUGGCUGGCAGCUGAGCGGCGUCUCUGUACAGACGGAGACUCGGAGGAGGAACAUUCACCGAUGUCUCCUGGCUCUCAGGAAGAGGAGGAUGAUGAGGAGGAAGAAGAGGAGGGGCCUAAAGAGGAGGAGUCUGGGAGGAGCAGUAAGGUCGGAGGAGAAGAGGAGACGCCGACGGGAGAGGAGACACCCAGACGAGGGAGGUGUCCUGGACGAGGACGAGGUCGCAAUCGACCUCUGCGUGGCCUGAGGCGGAGUUAUCAGGAGCGUCGCAGUAAAGAUGCCGGCAAACUGCUGCUGCUGUUUGAUGACAGUAUCCUGGACAACGACCCGCAGAGAGAGAGCAAAGACGUGGCGUUCGCCCAGAGCUACCUGAGCAGGGUGCGUGAGGCGUUGCAGGACGUACCUGGGCAGGUGGAGGAGUUUGUGUCUCUGCUGAAGGACUUUGAGCAGGUUGGGGACGGACAGGAAGUGGUGCUGCUAUUCAGGAAGCUGCGAUGCAUUCUGGGAGAGCGGACAGACCUUCUCCAGGACUUUUCUGCGUUCCUGCAUCCUGAGCAGGCGCUGCAGUGUGGACUGUUUGAGGAGCAGCAGGCAUUUGAACGCAGUCGACGUUUCCUGCGACAGUUGGAGAUAAGCUUUGGAGAUAAUCCUUCACAUUAUCAGAAGAUCAUCAAAGCUCUUCAGACCAGUCCAGAACUGAGUCCCAGCAGUGUCCAUGAGUUAAAAUCUCAGAUGGCCACUCUGCUGAAAGGCCACACCCACCUUCAAACGGAAUUCUGGGUAUUUUUUGACGACCUCCGCCCCCCUCCGGCCCGUCCCGGUCAAUUUGAAGAAGCUCAUUGGCCAGAGGAGGCAGGGGGCGGGUCAGACGGUGGAGAUAAUGUCAGCCAGGUGUCAGGGGGCGGAGCCAAUGGUUAUGAGGAAGUAACGCUCCCAGAGCUUGAAGAGGAAGAGGAGGGGCCAAAAAUUCAACCAGUAACGAGCCGGCGCCAGAGGAGGAAAAUAGACGCCCACAGGAACGACAAGGACUGUGAUUGGUCAGACAAAGACUGGCCCUGCCCCUGUCGUCUAUCUAAGAGGCACAGGAAGAAAGGAUGCUCCCGUUGUCAAGGAAACAAGACACAAGGAGGUGUGUCCAGAGCCUCUCAGAUAAGCUCUGCCCACAGUGAACCAGGGAAGGAGCAGAAAUACACAGAUGGCAGUGGUGCAUCAUGGGAAGUCUCAUUCCAGCUGCCUGAUGAGAAAGAGGAGGAGGAGCUGGAUGAUGAUGAGGAGGAUGAAGAGGAGGAGAGGAGAAACAGUCCUGCAGUGAAGAGGAGCAGGAAAGAGGAGGUGCCCUCGCUUAGCCCUGCCCCCUCUCCAAUCAGCCCCGCCUCCUCCUCAGAUCCUCCUCCUCCUGACAUCUCAGUCUGUGCAAAGAACAUUUCUCUGACCGCGAGUGGAGAGAGAGUCAUUCUAUGGACCAGAGAAGCAGAUCGUGUCAUUCUGACCACGUGUCAACAGGAAGGAGCCAAUCAGAACACAUUCCAGUCAAUCUCUAAUCUGCUCGGCAACAAGACUCCCAGUGAGGUUUCUCGAAGGUUUCGUGAUUUGAUGCGUUUAUUUCGUACAGCAGCUCGUCAGGAUGAGGCUCCUCCCAUUGAGCCAGCAGUAGCCAAUGAGGAAGAGGAGGAGGAGGAGGAGGAGGACUGAUAUGAACCAAUUUGGUCACUGAUGUGUAAAAACUGUAAAUAGUGAUUUUAUAAUAAAACCUUGAACCAGA